AUGGCGACCAUAAAGACCAAGCGUGUCGAGACACUGUUCUCUCGGAGACAGGUCGAGGGGCUCAUUGCGGAGGGGAAAUCAAUCAUCAUAUUUGAGCAGAAGGUGCUGAAGGUCGACCCAUGGAUUCGAUAUCACCCAGGAGGAGAAAAGAGCAUCAUGCACAUGAUUGGGAGGGAUGCCACGGAUGAAGUGAAUGCGUGAGUCGUUCGCUGUCUCCUCGACAGAUCAGAACUAAUGAUGAACCGUCAGUCUUCACUCCAUCGAAGCUCGAAAACAGAUGGAACGAUACCGAAUUGGGCGUAUAGAAGGGAGGUGGCAAAACUUUGUGCCCCCGAUCCAGGGGGGGAAGUUUCGGGCAUAUAUCGAAGGACAAUCAGACGACGAUCUCUCAGAAACGUGUCCACCUAGUCCAGAAAGCUCGAGAUCGCCCUCACCAGUAUUCGACACGGACACCUCGACGCUGCGGCAACGUGGGCCACCAAGAAGGGAGCGGGAUGUCUCAUCGGCUUCGUCGGUAUCCUCUGCAGAGCCCGGUGACGGGAUGUCAUGGCUUGAUGCCCAAACCAAGGAGCACAUAGAUUUGGACCACGCCAAAUACCCGUCAUUGGAUUCGAUAACUCAGGAUGAAGUGGUCCGGAAAUAUCGUUUGUUGGACCAACGUCUCAGAGCCGAAGGACUGUAUGAUUGCAAUUAUACAGCGUAUGCGAUUGAGGGCUGUCGAUACACCUUCCUGGCGGCCAUGGUGAUCGUUUGUUUACGAUGGGGCUGGUAUGCUACCGCGGGCAUUUUUCUCGGCUGUCUGUGGCAUCAACUUGUUUUCACGGUGCAUGAUGCAGGCCAUAUGGGCAUCACUCACAAUUUCACAAUCGACUCGACCGUUGGUAUGUUUAUCGCCAAUUUCAUUGGAGGACUAUCCAUGGGAUGGUGGAAAAGAAAUCAUAACGUCCAUCACAUUGUCACCAAUUCCCCAGAGCACGAUCCCGACAUUGAGCAUAUUCCUUUCUUUGCCGUGUCUCAUAGGUUUUUCAACUCUUUGAGGUCAUCCUAUUAUGAUCGGAUUAUGCCAUAUGAUGCUUUUGCCCAAUUCGUUGUGCGCUAUCAGGCAUAUCUGUACUAUCCUAUCCUCACAUUUGGACGAUUCAACCUCUAUCGUCUAUCAUGGGAGUAUCUCAUUCUCGGCCUGGGUCCCAAGAAGGGUCCUGCAUGGUGGCACCGAUAUUUUGAGCUUGCAGGUCAAGUGUUCUUCUGGUAUUGGUAUGGUUAUAUUGUUCUGUACAAGACCAUCCCGACAGCUGGGGCCCGAUUGGCUUUUUUCAUGAUAAGCCAAAUGGUGACGAUGCCUCUGCAUGCGCAAAUUACUCUGUCGCAUUUCUCGAUGAGCACAGCCGAACUCGGUCCGCAUGAAUCUUUCCCCCAGAAGAUGUUGAGAACAACCAUGGAUAUUGAGUGCCCUCAAUGGCUGGACUUUUUUCACGGAGGAUUGCAGUUCCAGGCGGUACACCAUUUAUUUCCCCGGAUGCCAAGGCAUAACCUCCGACGCACACAGAAAUUGGUUCAAGACUUCUGCAAUGAAGUAGAAAUUCCUUAUGCGCUUUACGGUUUCGUGGAUGGAAGUACCUCAGUCAUCAGCAGACUUGAUGAAGUUGCAAGGCAGGCAUCGAUUCUUGCCAAGUGUCAAAGGUCCAUCGUAGAGAAGGGUGAUGUCCUUGGCGAAAUCCUUCACGGACAUUGA
Messenger RNA from Hymenoscyphus albidus, 1732 nucleotides. Lineage: Eukaryota; Fungi; Ascomycota; Leotiomycetes; Helotiales; Helotiaceae. The record is from the annotation of a GenBank genome assembly.